AUGGCAAAAUCACUCGUUAUUGCAGCUCUGCUUGCAAUGGCAGCUUCCUCCAUGGCAGCCCCACGCGUCAAAUCUUCUGAUGGUGGCAAAAUUGUUGGCGGAGUUCCAGCAAAGCUCGGUGAGUUUCCUUCAAUGCUGGCUCUUGGCUGGAAUACCUCGUCGCCUUGUGGAGCUGUAUUGGUCGGUCCGAAGCUUGCUCUCACAGCAGCACAUUGUAUAACGACAUUUGAUGACCCUCCAGGAUCGCAACCUGAUCCUUCCCUUCAAUUCGCAUGGGUCCGAGCAGGUUCUCUUACAAAGGACGAAGGUGGAAUCCAGGUCAGGAUUGCGUCGAAGGUGGAACAUCCUGAUUACAUAUGGUAUAGCAAUGACAACGACAUUACUCUUCUGCACCUGGAUAAGCCUAUUCAUGAAAGCCCAACUGUUCGCUAUGCAAAACUUCCAAAGAAAGACUCAGAGCCCGCUCCUCACUCACUGGCAAAGACCGCAGGCUGGGGUGCGGACAAGACCAAUGCAACUGUUCGGCCUUUGCUUCAUGUGACUAUCCCCAUUGUCAGGCGCCGCGACUGUCAGAAUUCAUAUAUCCGUGCUCCUAGGCCCAGAACAAUCACUAGAGAUAUGGUAUGCGCAGGGGCACCAGAAAGAGAUGCAUGUAAUGGGGAUAGUGGAGGGCCCCUCUAUGAUCUGAAAACAAACGAACUGAUUGGGAUUGUUUCCUGGGGAGAGGGGUGUGGCAGCCCUACAUAUCCAGGGGUAUUCACCCGAGUUAGCAAAUACGUUGAUUGGAUCCGGCAAAACAGCUAG
Ophidiomyces ophidiicola is the source of this 804-nucleotide messenger RNA. RefSeq lists its product as uncharacterized. Gene Ontology annotation, biological process: proteolysis. Bases 1 to 804 code for a protein of 267 amino acids. The record is from RefSeq and is a predicted model, not a curated record. Gene Ontology annotation, molecular function: serine-type endopeptidase activity. Lineage: Eukaryota; Fungi; Ascomycota; Eurotiomycetes; Onygenales; Onygenaceae. The transcript has 4 exons.